AAGUCAAAAUAUGGCUCCGCUGCCAGGCGCUGCUAAUGUGCUGUUGCUUUUGGCCUUUUCUUUAUCAGGGACGUCUCCACAGAGGAUCAUAGGGGGUCAGGAGGUCCUGCCUUACUCGAUCAAAUACCAGGCCUCCCUGCAGUUCAGUGAUACCAAGCAACACUACUGUGGAGGAACCUUAGUGCACCCUGAGUGGGUGGUGUCUGCUGCCCACUGCUGGAGGCCGAGCAGUCGAAUGCUGGUGGUGUUAAGUGAACACAGCCUGGACAAGGAAGAAGGAUUUGAACAGGUCUUUAAUGUCUCCAAGAUAUUUGUCCACAACUUUAACUACAAUUCAUUUGACAAUGACAUCAUGAUGAUCAAGCUGAGUAGGCCGGCCCAGCUGAAUGCUAACGUCCAGCCAGCUGUUCUGCCUGAUGAUAGCGCUCCUGCACUUUAUAAUGACGUGUGCACAGUGAGCGGCUGGGGUGUGACACAGAUUUACAGUUACUCCCUGUCUCCUGUGCUACGUUCUGUGGACGUGAGAAUAGUUCCCUACUGCUCUUAUUACUACUGGGGGAGGAUCACUUCAAACAUGCUGUGUGCUGGAUCUCAAUUAGGUGGCAAAGAUUCCUGCCAGGGUGACUCCGGUGGUCCCCUUAUCUGCAAUGGCCUCUUCGAGGGCAUUGUCUCCUGGGGUAUCAGCUGCGCAAACCCUUACUUUCCUGGAGUCUACACCAAAGUGAGGAACUACAUCCCUUGGAUCAAAUGGAUUACAGAGCAACAAUAA
Messenger RNA from Perca flavescens (yellow perch), 769 nucleotides. Its product is annotated as trypsin-like. Gene Ontology annotation, biological process: proteolysis. The coding region runs from base 11 to 769 and encodes 252 amino acids. Lineage: Eukaryota; Metazoa; Chordata; Actinopteri; Perciformes; Percidae. The record is from RefSeq and is a predicted model, not a curated record. The transcript has 5 exons. Gene Ontology annotation, molecular function: serine-type endopeptidase activity.